AUGCACAAAGGAAACACCGUGUUCCUUGCCGCAGGAAAACCCGGCCCGAAUUUGCUUCCUCAUACAAACAGCAAAAACAUUCGGCGCCCCACAAAUCUCAUCUGCUCAAUCAUUUCUAAUUUUCACACAAAAAUAAGGAAACGAAAAUAAAAUUAAUUCAAAAAAAUAAUUCCCAAUUUCUUUAUACUCUCUCUCACACACAAACACACACAAAAAACGCAGAACUCUUCUUGAAGUUCACACACACAAUAUGUAUAUAUAUAUAUAUAUAUAUUGCUUUGAGGCUGAGAUAAAACGGCGUCGUUAGGGGACCGGCGAUGCAUUAAAUAAUUUGUUAGGCUCAAAAAACAGAAACCCUAACUCAGAGAAAUGUCUUAUUCACCUGACAAAAGCCCCGUAUUUGACCCGAGCAAGGCGGUGGUGAAGAACAAGCGGCGCGGCAGCUGGUCCGACCACUUCUCCGGCGACCGGGUCGAACCGAACGAGGCGUUGAAGCAUUUCAUGCUCAAAAUGCGCCUCCAGUCCAUUUCCAACUCCGGGUCAACAACUCCUCACUCCGGGUCCGAAGCCGAGUCCGAUUCCUUCAGCCCUAACCCGGUUCCCGACUCCCCCGAUUACUCCAGUUCGCUGUCCGACGAAUUGUUGCUCAGAGUUUUCAGUACUAUUCCGGAUGCGAAACAGCACAUUUCCAAUUCGUUGGUCUGCAAGAGGUGGUCUUUGCUCUGCGGGAAGCUGAUUCAAUCGAUUAGGUUAUUGGAAUGGGAGUUUCUCGAAUCGGGGAGGUUAAGUUUUCGAUUCCCUAAUUUAAUUGACAUCAAUAUCGUGCCGGCUAGUAUUAAUUUCGAGAGGAAUUCGUCGAUUUUGUUGAGUAAUAAGUUAUUCGAAGUUCACUUGAAUCCUGAUGUAUUGGAAAGUGAUGGAUUUUUCGUUAGGAAAGAUGAGAUAUUGGAUUCCAAAACAAUCGUUCGCGGGGUCCGUGUAUUAGCCGAGGGCUGCAGAAAUUUGAGAAAAAUAGCCUUAAUGAAUGUCAGCGAAGAAGGAUUAAGUUUCUUGGCCGAUGAGUGUGAGUUGCUGCAGGAAAUGGAGCUGCAUUACUGCGGUGAUAUGGCAUUGAGGGGCAUCUCCAAAUUCCGUAAUUUACAAAUCUUGAAAUUGAUCGGGAGAUUAAACGGGGUUUAUGAUUCGGUGGUUUCGGAUAUUGGAAUGACAAUGUUGGCACAAGGGUGCAGAAGAUUGGUAAAGCUCGAGUUAGUGGGGUGUGAAGGGAGCUAUGAUGGGAUUAAGGCGAUUGGAAUGUGUUGUCAGAUGUUGGAAGAGUUGACUAUUUGCAGUCAUCGGAUGGAAGUUGGUUGGCUAUCGGGUUUGUCUUAUUGUGGGAAUUUGAAGACUUUGAGGAUCGAAUCUUGCAAGUGUAUUGAUGAAAAUCCGGGACCGGAUGAGUAUUUAGGAUCGUGUACAAUGCUUGAAGAGCUGCAUUUGAGGCGGUGUCAAAUGCGGGGCAAAGAGGGUGUUAGGGCGUUGUUUUUAAUUUGCCGGAGUAUUAGGAAGCUUGUUGUUGAGGAUUGUUGGGGGUUGGAUAACAGUAUGUUUGCUGCUGCAACUGUUUUUAGGAGUAUAAGAUCUCUAUCGCUCGAAGGCUGCUCAUUACUGACAACAGACGGAUUAGAAUCAAUAGUUCUGUUUUGGAAAGAUCUCGAUAGGCUUAAAGUAAUCUCGUGUAACAACAUUAAAGACAGCGAAAUAACACCCGAAUUAUCGACUUUAUUUUCCGUUCUCAAAGAACUGAAGUGGCGGCCCGAUUCCAAGUCACUGCUAUCAGCUAGUCUUGAAGGUACAGGAAUCGGACAAAAAGGUGGUCGAUCUUUGAGGAGAAAGUAAGUGUAGGAUAUAUUAUGCUUUGUAUCUCUUUUAGUUUUUUUUUUUUCUUUUGAUAAUUGUAUCUCUCGUUUGUUAAGAGUGUAGUUUUUUUGUCCCGAAAAUAGAGUUCACUCUUUUAAUGUAGUUAAAGUAGUUCGUUUGGAUACACGAAAAGUUGAUAUAUUGCUCUCUCUUUUUUAGGUCUUUUUACUUGGAAUAGAACUGAUUUUACAUUACACCUCAUUACUUUGCAAUUGUAACAUAGUAAAGAUGAGUAUUCUCUCAGUUCCUUCGACUUCGACUGCUGAUGCUUAUUGUGAUUUUAGACGACACUUUAUCGUGCUAAUUGGUUGG
Erythranthe guttata (spotted monkey flower) is the source of this 2211-nucleotide messenger RNA. RefSeq names its product F-box protein At5g51370. Gene Ontology annotation, molecular function: protein binding. Gene Ontology annotation, cellular component: SCF ubiquitin ligase complex. NCBI's taxonomy places the organism in Eukaryota, Viridiplantae, Streptophyta, Magnoliopsida, Lamiales, Phrymaceae. The record is from RefSeq and is a predicted model, not a curated record. Gene Ontology annotation, biological process: SCF-dependent proteasomal ubiquitin-dependent protein catabolic process.